GAACAUACAUAUCUGUCUAACAAAGAGAACCCAGUGGAUGUUUUUGCGUUUCAUAACUACGAGUAGAUCAGUAGGUAAAAGUGAGCAAUAUAGAUAAUACACUCGAUGUAAAGAAAUCUGUAGAUAAGCUGGAAUACAUUCAAUAACAUCAUGUCACUCGACUUCGAAGACGAGCCCGUGGACUUGGGUCAAUAUGCCUGGUACUGGGGCGAGACUCACCAGGAGCUCGUGCGUCGCGAACUGUCACGUGCGCCAGACGGAAGUUACCUCGUGCACCACACGGGCGAUAUCGAAUUCCACAUGCUGGCGGUCAAGGUCGGGGAUGAUAUCGUUUGGCAGCCUAUCUACUGUCGGGACGGGCUGGUGGGUUUCACGGAGCCCCUCGGCUUCGAGUCGUUCGAGGAUGCCCUGGAGGCGUACACGGAGAGCCAGACGGAGACCCAUGACACGCUUAGAAAUCCCCUGCCCAAACCGGACUUCUCGAAGCUGCGCGAGACACACACGACAAUGAAGCCCGUUCAGCUGCUGAAGAGACUCCGAGACACGCACGGCCUUCUGGGUCAGCGGAUAGAUGAACUAGACAACGUGGAAGGCUGUAUUGAGAGACUUGAACAAGAAAUCGAGGAGAAGAGCAAGUCGACGGAAGCGUACGGCGUGCUGAUCAAGGUCGUAUCUAAGCAACUGGAGAAGACGAAUGAACUCACGAGCUCGUCCAGCGACAGACUGGAUGAGAUCAACAACAACUGCACGGCACUCACCAAGCGACUGGAAGGUCUGCGACAAGAGCAGACGGCAAUUGAGAGAGAGCGUACUUCACUGGUGACAGAAAGGAACGAACAGUCCAAACUGUCCACACGUUGUCUAGAUGGAAUUAGAGAUCUGGAAAACGAGCUACAGAAAAUCAAAGAUGACAUUAUCGAGUUCUCGCUGUACGAAAACUGCAUGGACACCAUGAUGCUAUUUAUAGAUCAUCUGCUGGCGUCUGACGUCACUGAAUUCGCACAGAAGGUUGAGGAGUAUGACAUAGACAAAAGCGUGGCAAAGUCAAUUCUCAAAACGGAAAGUGACGGAACAUUUAUUGUGAGAACUAACAACGACCCUAAUAAACCAUACAGCAUCUCUGUCAGCUACUCAGACGCGGAAAACGAAGGACUUGUGGUUCAUUUCCCGGUGAAACGGGACGAUGGCUGCCUCGGGUUCGACGAGCAGACGUGCAUUUUCCAUGACAUUCAGGACUUGGUCACGUGCUAUGCUCGAAUCCCGUUUGGUUCCCACGACAGUACGUAUGGGGACUUAACUCUGGUCAGACAGGUCGAAUAGAAGGCAAUCGAAGAAGGAAAAGGAGAAAGAAAAUCAUCAGUUUUCAGUACAUUUGCAAGGAAGAUGUCUUUAAAGUAGUGUCUCUGAAGUGCGUCGUAAUUAUAGUUUGUGGACUCGCUGCAAAUCGAGAAAGGAGGGAGUUCAACUGACUCCGGUCUGACAUACGCUCAACACACUGCGCUUUGAUGACUUGUAAACCUCUUGAAUAUUUCAAUCUUAUAUAUACUAUAAAGAUUUCGAUUUUUUUGCAUGAAUCCAUAGACUUGACGUCACGGUGCUUAUUCACUGAAUAUUUAUGAAUGAAGUCGACGUCAUUUUGUGUUCGUUUCAUUUUUUGACGUCAGAGAUAAGCACGGGUGUAUGAUUUCUCGCAAAAAAGAGCGGAAUAUAGGUUUAAAAAAGUGCUAAUAGAUAUAUUUACCAAAAAAAAAUUAUUAUAAAUUUGUAGUAGAAUGAAAUAAUGUUUGGCUCAGUAGGGUAAGUAGGGUGUUUGACUGUGGUGAUACAAAACCGGUUUUCGUCACGAUUAUUUUUAUCAAAUCUCCUAAGCAUAGAAACUCAAAAUCGUAGGUUAUGAAUGCAAUAACCAACAGAAUGCCACAAUUUCUUUCUCGAAUAACGUUCCAUUUUUUUAAUCACGUGAUAGACAAGAGGCGCCUUGAGCUGUGCACCUGGGUUUACCUGAUGUGUGUUCACUUUGUAUUACGCGUCAUGGAUGUUCCUAUUGUUUAUUAAUUCCACGACAUUGUAUGGUUGUGAAUACUACCUUUGAACGAACCUGGUACCUUUCCAUAUCACGAUUCGUUUUAAUAGACUACACGAUUGAGAAAUAACAUACACAUGAUAUACAGUAUAAACACUGGUCGUGUUUUUGUUAAGACAGUAUAAUAUUUCUACAUUCUUUAUGUGCUAAAACAUAUUUAUUAGAAUGAAUAUAUACCGCCAUGAAAACUAGUUUCACAUUUACUAGUAUAUCAUUAUUUUACAUCAUGAUAUGUGUGCUCACGGGUGGAUCGCCCCUUGUAUGUAUACAUAUAUUAUUCUUUUAUCUGGAUUUGCAUGACGGAACAUAAUAUAUGUAUACAGUUUACCCUGUCCGAGUAUCAACGUCCAUCUCUCAGAUCUAUCGCAUACUUUAUAAACAAUAGUUUUGAAUGGUGUCAUUACUAUGUUGCAUUUUGUUUGUUAAACAACCGAAGAAAGCAAAUAGUUAUCGCAGCGUCUGUUCCUCCUGCUUCUUGUGCGGGCAUAAAUGAGGAAAUAUUGAAGGGAUUCAAAUGAAACGUCAUAAAGUGAUCGAGGGUUUUAACCCAUUUAUGCCUAGUGGACUCUCCCAUCAUUCUAAGUUGGAUCGAUUUAUUUCCAAAAUUAGGGAUGUCUUGUAUAUUUAUUUUUAUAUUUAGAAUAUUUCUUACAGAAAUUCCUUUUAGCAAACAGCAUUAUGCGGCGUCUCAUCUGGGUCUACGCUGUUUGCCAAGGCCUUUUUUCUAGACGCUAGGCAUAAAUGGGUUAAGGUUACGUGCGAAGUACAAGAACCAUAAGUCAGUCUUCAGGAUUUACAGAGUAUUUAUGCUAUUUAGUCACUGUCUUGGGCGAAGCAUAACUCCCUAAGUAUUGAAGGUUUUUUAAAGGCACUGUACAUUUGUAGAAGACAUUUAGAGGAAGUGAAGAGUACAAGAACCACAACUUUGUAAUACGUAUUUUGGAUUAAUAACCCUUUGUUAUUUUGUAGUCCUUUCUUGUGUGGAUCAUCGCUCCUUAAGUAUUUAAUGUAUUCAAAUGAACCUUCAUGUAAUAAUAGAAAGCUUUAUGAAAUAAUUGGGGGAAAAAUCCCAUCUUUUAAGGACAAUAUCACACUUUUGGAUUAAAACAAUAUUUCGGGGGCCUUUCGCUCUGGUAACAGGACUUAAUUGUAUCUGUUGUACACCUUAACGUGCACAUGAAUAUGACUAUAUAAAUGUAUCGGUGUUAUGUUGUUUUGUUAAACUACGCAAUUAUGGGAUAAAAUGGCCUGAAUAUGUGUGUAUAUCAUUGUGUCAAUAAACUAUUAAUCUGU
Molecule: messenger RNA, 3376 nt
Organism: Dreissena polymorpha
Lineage: Eukaryota; Metazoa; Mollusca; Bivalvia; Myida; Dreissenidae
Product: phosphatidylinositol 3-kinase regulatory subunit gamma-like
Exons: 8
Coding region: 151-1320 (389 amino acids)
Biological process (GO): phosphatidylinositol phosphate biosynthetic process
Cellular component (GO): phosphatidylinositol 3-kinase complex
Molecular function (GO): 1-phosphatidylinositol-3-kinase regulator activity
Source: RefSeq, a predicted model, not a curated record